CGGCGCGGGGCGGGCGGCGCUCCCCGCCAGCGCAAGCGGCAUGAAGGAGUCGUCGCUUCCCGGUACCUCGCUGCAGCGGGCCUGUCGCCUCCUGGUCGCCUUUUGCGCCCUCCAUCUCUCGGCCACGCUGCUUUACUACCUGGCGGGCAGCGCCUUGGGGCCACCGGGCAACCCGGAGCCCCCUCCCCGCCGCCUUCCGCCCGCCAACCUCUCGCUGCCGUUCUCCCGCCCGCCGCUGCCGAGCGCCGCCCGCCCCCGGCCCCGCUUCGUCGGUUCCUCGUCGGGCCUUUGCCCCGAGCCUUCCCCGCUGCUAGUCGGAGCGCUACGUGUGGAGUUUUCCCAGCCCGUGAACCUAGAAGAAGUGGCAAGAUUAAACCCAGAGGUCAGAGCAGGAGGUCGUUUUGCCCCAAAGGACUGUGUGGCACUUCAGAAAGUAGCAAUCAUCAUACCCUUCAGGAACAGAGAGGAGCACCUGAAGUACUGGCUCUACUACCUGCACCCCAUCCUCCAAAGGCAGCAGCUGGACUAUGGAGUCUAUGUUAUCAACCAGGAUGGAGAAGAGGAAUUUAACCGAGCUAAGCUGCUGAAUAUAGGAUUCACAGAAGCCUUGAAAGAGUAUGACUACGACUGCUUUGUGUUUAGUGACGUAGACCUCAUCCCCAUGGAUGACAGGAACACCUACAAAUGUUACAGCCAGCCAAGGCACCUCUCUGUAUCCAUGGAUAAGUUUGGAUUUCGGCUGCCUUACAAUCAGUAUUUUGGAGGUGUGUCUGCCUUGAGUAAAGAGCAGUUCACAAAGAUCAACGGGUUCCCAAACAACUACUGGGGCUGGGGUGGUGAAGAUGACGACAUUUACAACAGGCUGGUGUUCAAAGGCAUGGGGAUCUCCCGCCCGGACGCUGUGGUCGGGAAGUGCAGGAUGAUUCGGCACUCCCGGGAUCGCAAGAACGAGCCCAACCCCGAGAGGUUCGACAGAAUCGCUCACACGAGGGAGACAAUGAACUCGGAUGGCUUAAACACCCUCUCCUACAAGGUGUUAAGGACUGACAAGUACCCUCUGUACACAAAGAUCACGGUGGAUAUUGGCUCACCAAAGAGCUAACAUCAUACAGACAGCAGCAGAGACCUUGACUAUGUUGCCCCUAGGACA
Messenger RNA from Dryobates pubescens (Downy woodpecker), 1150 nucleotides. It is a transcript of the gene B4GALT1, whose product is annotated as beta-1,4-galactosyltransferase 1. NCBI's taxonomy places the organism in Eukaryota, Metazoa, Chordata, Aves, Piciformes, Picidae. The transcript is spliced from 6 exons. The record is from RefSeq and is a predicted model, not a curated record. Gene Ontology annotation, molecular function: beta-N-acetylglucosaminylglycopeptide beta-1,4-galactosyltransferase activity; cytoskeletal protein binding. Bases 41 to 1102 code for a protein of 353 amino acids. Gene Ontology annotation, biological process: protein N-linked glycosylation; carbohydrate metabolic process.